UAUAUACAGACGUUUGUCAACAGUUACGGAUAGUAACCGUGGAAAGUCACGGUGAUAAAUUAUGUGAUACACCGUCACGGCGCUCUUGUCUGUACGAGCAGUUAGCUAGUUAGCAAGCUAACUACCUGGCAUGUUUCUAAAAAUAAAAUGCUGGCAUUGAUUCAAAAAGACUUUUAUUUUGAAAUCACCUGGAAAACUGUUGACAUGUAACUACUGUCAGCGUGAAAAUAAUCCGAGUUAAAUUGUACUUUAUUAGGUGUUUGAAUCAGUUAGCUGAUUGUGAUUGUUUAUUGACUCGAUGGUUCGAUAUAUCGAGUCCUAUCGACGAGUUAGCUCACGCUCUUCCACUAUCUCCUUAAACACAUCUGGUACCAGCUGUGCGGAAUAACCAUUAUCUACUGUUAAGAAUCCGUUUUUAUGUAGGCAGGGCUGUGAUGAGAGACAUAAAAUAGCAAAGAAGGUGAUCUGCCUCAGGACUUUGCAUAAAUGUUGCGCUUGAUCGCAACAUCCCUGUGCCUCCGGUGCCAACGUGCCACGGUUCUGCCUUUACACCUGAGACCAUGUGCAACACUGAAUUCAGCAGAGAACCAGCAGACCGUGCAGGCUCUCUAUGAUCUCUCUGUGGACAUCCAGAAGGUCCGGAAACUUAAGGGCUGGGUCCUGCAUCAGAGCCCAGCCUAUGCUAAUGAGGUAGCUGACCUGCUGAAGGACAUGGGAGCCUCUGGCUCCAUCAUCUCCCGGAUCCUAGCGAUGCACCCAGAGGCGAUCCUCUGUCACCCAGAGCAGAUGCAGGCUCAGAGGGAGCUGUGGAUGUCUGUGUGUCCAAAACAAAGAGAGCUGGUUGGUAUCAUUGAGAAAUUCCCAGCCUCUUUCUUCACCUCGUCCAGUCACCAUGACAACCAGCGGAACAACAUUGCUUAUUUCCAGAGUUUAAACCUCAACAAGCGAAUCAUCACUAAGCUCAUGGCCAGCGCUCCCCAGAGCUUCAGGCGGCCAGUAGAGCAGAACGAGGUGAUGGUGCGCACCCUCCAGCAGGCCUACCAGGAGCUCGGGGGUGAAGAGGCCAAUAUGAAGAUCUGGCUUCAAAAGCUGCUGAGUCAGAACCCGUUUGUUCUCCUCAAGCCCCCUGAGGUGCUGAAGCAGAACCUGCUGUUCCUGAGAGACAAGGGCUUCAGCACGGCCGAGCUCCUCCGCCUCCUCUCUAAACUCAGGGGCUUUGUCACCGAGCUGAACCCGGAGAGCAUGCGCCGCACCCUGGCGUACUCCCAGGACACCAUGGGCUGUUCUGAGGCAGAGCUACGGGACAUCAUCAUCAACUGCCCGGCUCUACUUUACUACCCUGACGUUAUUCUGGCCGAGCGCUUUAAGGGCCUCCUCAGUGCUGGGAUCAGCAUGUCUCAAAUCAUAGAGACUCCCACAGUUUUGGAGCUGACCACGCAGAUAGUGAAUUAUCGCAUAGAGCGACUGAGGAUGCUUGGUUAUGAUGUAAGGACAGGAAGUCUGGAGGCUCUAAAUGGCACUAAGAAGGACUUUGAGAUUAGCUGUGGAAAACUACAGCUACGUAGAGAAAGACCAAUCUUUAACCCUGUUGCCCCUUUAAGAGGAGACGACUGACAAAAAAAAAGCUGUAACUGAAUGUCUACAACCCUAAUUUAUGUAAUUAAUGUUGGGACGCUGCAAAAAUGUAAUAAAAACAGAAUGCAAUGA
Messenger RNA from Centropristis striata (black sea bass), 1707 nucleotides. RefSeq names its product mitochondrial transcription termination factor 2 (gene mterf2). The transcript is spliced from 2 exons. The record is from RefSeq and is a predicted model, not a curated record. The coding region runs from base 487 to 1614 and encodes 375 amino acids. Lineage: Eukaryota; Metazoa; Chordata; Actinopteri; Perciformes; Serranidae. Gene Ontology annotation, biological process: termination of mitochondrial transcription; regulation of DNA-templated transcription. Gene Ontology annotation, molecular function: double-stranded DNA binding. Gene Ontology annotation, cellular component: mitochondrial matrix.